AUGGUUUUAGUAUGCAUAUCUAUUGACAGUGAAUUUGUUGGACGACUGCAGGGAGGCUUUAUGCCUUCAUUUGCAAGUAACAAGGCUGGACUGGUAGAGGAUGCGAAUCGGCUUGUAUGGAAAAGAUUCGGUGAAAAUAUCGAUUUUUUGGACGAGCGACUACUGGUCAUCAAUUAUACUAUCGUGCCGGCACCAUCAUCGUAUUCUUACAAGCAUUUCGUAGUCGUUGUGCCAUCAAGAACUAAUGAUUCAACAAGAAGAACACGACUGCGAAACACUUACGGUCGUUUCGGAAAUGAGUUCAAUUUUCGGAUUUUAUUCGUUCUGGGCAUGUCGGGAACAGAGAGUGGUGAACAGUCGAUUGAACAAGAAGCGAAGGAUCAUGGAGACAUUCUGCAGGCGAAGUUCGUGGACAGCUACAGGAACCUCACAAUUAAGAACAUUGCCGCAAUGAGGUACGUGGCUGGUGUUUGUACCGAAGUGAAAGCUGUACUCAAAGUGGACGACGACGUUGCCUGGAAUGUUCUUGAAACAACGCUAUUGGUCAAUCAUGCAGCAGCAAAUAACAGCAUUCAUUGCCCUCAGAUUCAGAAACCACCUGUGAGAGAUCCGAACAGUACAUGGUACGUCUCUGAGGAAGAGUUCGCCGGGGAAAUGUAUCCACCGUAUUGCUGUGGGUUCGCCUACCUUAUACCGCUACCAGCACUACAAACCAUUCUGAAUGCUACGAGAACUGAACGGCUAAUUCACAUGGAAGAUGUGUUCAUCACUGGACAGCUAGCUCAGAAAUCCGGCGUUAAACAUAUGGAUAUCAUGGAUCGUGCCUCAUUCUAUCGAGAGGAUCAUCGUUGGUUCUCCGAGGCCAUAUUUACACUGGUCCCUGAUUCACAUGCCGUAGACUUUUUCGUAUUGUCAAAUGCAAAAUGGUUUUUGCAACGGUUUUUACCAGGAACCAUUAAUUCAUGA
Molecule: messenger RNA, 966 nt
Organism: Haemonchus placei
Lineage: Eukaryota; Metazoa; Nematoda; Chromadorea; Rhabditida; Trichostrongylidae
Source: the annotation of a GenBank genome assembly